Molecule: messenger RNA, 1952 nt
Organism: Seriola aureovittata
Lineage: Eukaryota; Metazoa; Chordata; Actinopteri; Carangiformes; Carangidae
Product: serine protease inhibitor 2.1-like
Exons: 6
Coding region: 607-1887 (426 amino acids)
Biological process (GO): negative regulation of endopeptidase activity
Molecular function (GO): serine-type endopeptidase inhibitor activity
Source: RefSeq, a predicted model, not a curated record
GAGAGGUGACUGAGCUCACACUCAGGGGAAAGUUCGUGGACCCAAAGGCUGGGGCUGGCGGUGCCGGGCGUUAGGGAGCAGGAGGAUCAGAACCAGGGGAGCAGUCGGCGGGGCAGACAAACAAGGAGGAAGCAGGCAGGCGGCCAAUCGGAGUCAGACGAAGGAUCGGGAAACCAGCAGGGAAGCACUCACGUUGCGACGUCGGAACUGGAGAACGCAAAACAGCCACAGGGACAGGGACAAGCAGACGGGGACCAGGAAGCGCACAGGCAGAACUCGUGGUCGGCGACAGAAGCUGAGGCGUUUACCGGGUCAGGGACGAGCAGAGUCGAUAACGGGAAGUCAGUCCUGAGAUGACUGCUGGAAGGUCUAGCAUGAUAGUGAGAACAAUCUGGCAAAGAGCAAGUGAACCGGGGAUGCAUAUAUACUGGCCUGAUUGGAGAUCGAGUGCAGCUGGGGGCAACAGGUGAGGACAAUGAGGCUGAUUAGGAGGUGUGGCAGAGUGGAGAGUGACACAGAGGCAUAGCAGGCGAGGACGGGCUUCCAUCAAACGCAUAAAAUGGGACAUCUCCCUCUGUCCAGCCUGUGCUUCACUGUCUGUGGUUGAUGAGACACACUGUGAGCAGCGGCCAGAAGGAGUUCACCAUGAUGCAUGCAGCCCUGAGUAUCUGGAUCUUAUCAGCAGUGGUCUGCCUGGGAAGAAGCAAUCCCCAUUUAGGCCAUGGCAAGGAAAAGACAUGCCAAGACACUGCAGUUGACCCUGGUACCAGCAGUGUCUCACUGGUGACUUCAGCAAACAAAGAGUUUACCUACAGUCUGUACAGGAAGUUAGUGGCUCAUGCUGACUUACAGGGCAAGAACAUCUUCUUCUCACCAAGAAGUGUGUCCAUGGCCUUGGCUGCCCUGUCUGUAGGAGCACGGGGGGAGACCCACGAACAGCUUUUCAGCGGUCUGGGCUUCAACAGCUCCCUACUGACACAGGCAAAUGUAGAUCAGGCUUGCCAUACAAUCCUCGAAAGGUCAAACAAGCUGUCUCAAGAAGACACCAGUGAAGGGAUGGCUGUGUUCAUGGAUAACUGCUUCAAGCCACACCCUGAUUUCCUGGAAGUCUUGAAGCAGUCCUACUUUUCAGAGGGGUUUAAUGUUGACUUCUCCAAAACCACAGACAGCGCCAAUACCAUCAAUACGUAUGUGGCAGAGAAGACCAAAGGGAAGAUACACAAGUUGGUUGAAAAUCUGGCUCCAAACACAGUCAUGUAUCUCAUCAGCUACAUCUACUUCAAAGGAAAGUGGCAGACUCCAUUUGACCCUAAACUGACCAAGGAGGAGGAUUUCGUUCUGGCUGAGAACACCAAGGUUCCAGUGCAGAUGAUGAAUAUGGAGGAAGAUGUUGACGUCUAUCAUGACCUUGCAAUUAACACAUCAGUCCUCCACCUUCCCUUCAACAGCUCCUACUCCAUGCUGCUGAUGUUGCCUAAUAAUAUGGCAGAACUGGAGACUGCCAUUUGCCCAGGCCACGUCACCAAAUGGCUGAAGGGGAUGAAGUCCAGGACAUAUGACAUAUUUGUUCCAAAGUUCUCCAUCAAGAAUUCCUACAAGCUGAAUGAUGUGUUGAAUCAAAUGGGAAUGACGGACAUGUUUGGUGAUCGUGCAAACCUGAGCGGCAUUUCAGAGGGGCAAAAACUGGCAGUGUCAGAGGUCGUGCACCAAGCUACCCUGGAUGUGGAUGAGGCCGGAGCCAUCGCCACAGCUGCCACAGGCAUCGGCUGUCUGUCCCUCCAAUACAUCCCUGUCAUGAGGUUCAAUCGUCCAUUUAUGGUCAUGAUCGUUGACCGCAUCACAGAAGAAACCCUCUUCAUUGGCAAGAUUACCAACCCAAAUGAAUGAUGACAAAGAUUUUUGUGUUGGCUCAAGCACAGCUGUUGCAUCAGAUAUAAACACUUAAACAUUUA